AAAAAAAAAAAAAAAAAAUUUCCAGUUGGUAAAAAGGAGAGACAUGAUAUCAUGCAUGCAUAUGUACAUGUGUACCUAUACAUAUAUGAAUUUGAUUGUAUGUGUUUGUGUAUGACGUUUUUCCUAGCUUAUAAAAAGAAUAACUUUAUAUGUCAAAUAUUGUUUGUAACUAUUUAUUAACAAUUAAAAAAUACAAAUGUGAAAAUAAUUUUCAGUUUUUCAUGGUUAUAAUAUAUGUGGGUCUUUUGAUAAAUUUCAACUAAUUCUAAUUUCUAAAAAAUUCAGUGUGUCCAAUAGAUUAUUCACUGCAUCAUAAUAAUAAAUAAAAAAAAAAAAACCACACUAGUUUUUAAUGUUGUGUUGUUGUUGUUAAUCAAAUAUUUUUAUGAUUGAUGAUAAAACAAUUAUAAACAUUAGUGUAGAAUAAUAUAUGAUUAUCAAUAAUUUACAUAUAAAUUUAAAUUAAAUUUCAACUGUGUAGUGCGUCUUUAUAUUAUUUUCAAAAUGGGUAGCAGUGCACAACUGUAUAGCCUGUCAUGGGGUGAAUUUAGUUCAUCAUUGACAGCAGCAGUGCAAGUACUACGAGGACAUGGUGAUCUUGUUGAUGUUACACUGACUGCUGGUGGUAAAAGUUUUCCAGCUCACAAAAUAGUACUGUCAGCAGCAAGCCCAUUUUUACUUGAAGUGCUAAAGGAAACACCAUGUAAACAUCCAGUUGUAAUGCUAGCUGGAAUAGAUCCAGAUGAUUUAGAAUCAAUAUUAGAAUUUGUUUAUCAUGGUCAAGUUAAUGUUGAUUCAUCACAGUUACCAUCAUUAUUACAAGCUGCUCAUUGUUUAAGUAUUCAUGGUUUAAGUCCACCAACAUUAAUAACUGAUGAUGGUGAACAAGUACCAGUUGCAGCAGCAAUACCAGAAACAACACUUAUUGAAGAACCAGAAUUAAUAAAAAUUAAUCAAAUUAAUAAUAAUCAAUUAGGUGUAAAUAAAAAAAAAAAACGUAGAAAAUCAUUAUCAUUAACAACAACAACGACAACAGCAACAAAUAAAUGGCCACGUAUUGAUAAUUGUACAAAUGAUGAUAAUGAAGAAUUAUUAUGUAUAACGAAAGAACAAAGCACUGAAGAAGUUAUUGAGGAUGAGGAUGAAACAAGCUGGGCAAUAAAUCAAUCUACAACAUCUGACAAUGGUCAACAAGAACAAAUUAUUGAGUUAAAACAACAUUUACAUAAUUUAUUACCAUUACAACAAUAUUCACCUCUUCAUAUACCAUCAUAUCCUGGCUCAAUGAGCAUUGGAAUGAUACAAUCAGCAACACCAAUAGCAACAACAACAGGAACAACAACAACAGCAAUAUUAUCAACAUCACCUUCAUCUUCAUCAUCGUCAUUGUCAUUUCCAGUUAUACAACAAGGUGUAUCAACAUCUAGUCUUGUAACAAAUUCAAUAACAUCACCACCACCACCAACACCAACACCACAGUUAUCAUCUACACCAUCAUCAUCAACAACCACAACAACAGCUGCUGCUGCUGCCGCUGCGGCUGCUGCAGCAGCUAAAAUACGUGGUGCAUCUGAUUGUCCUGGACAGUGUUCAUUUUGUGGUGCAACAUUGAGACAAGCUAGAAAUUUAAGAAGACAUAUAUUAUCAUCAUGUAAAUAUCGUUUUAAUAAUCCAUUAGCUCAACAAACAGUGAGUGAUCAAAUGGUUGUUGAAAUUAAACCUGAAAUUGACAUGUCUGGUUUUAUGGGACAAAGCUAUAUGACUGACAGUGGUGGUAGUAAUAGUUGUGAUCAAAUUGUUUAUAAAACGACAACAAUAACAACAACUGAAACUGAAACUCCAUUACCAUCACCUACUGAAGCUGAUAUUAAUUCACAACAUCACAAUGGCUCCUCACCAACUGAUGCAAGAUAAAUUACUUUUUUUUUUUUUGCAAAUUAUAUUGACAUCAAUAUUAUAUAUAUUUUUUUUUAUAUUUUAUUUUAUAUAUAACAUUUAGUUAUAUUAUUAUUAUUAUGUUUAUUUUUUUUCUAUGUUUACUAAUUAUUGUUAUUUAGCUUAAAAAUAAAACAACAUUUUUGCCUUUAAUAUUAUUUUUUUUUUUUAUUUACCUGAAAUCAAGAUUGAAAAAAAAAUUGAAUGAAUGACAAAGAUUUUUUUUUUUAAAUGGGAACACCAGGGUGGUGCUGUUCUAUUUGUAUAGAAUAAUUAAAAAAACUUGUAAUUUAUAAUUAUUAUAAACACUUUUGUAAAUAAAAAAUCAAUUUUAAACAGUGAUAAAUAAAUGAAUAAAUAAACUGAUUUAAUUAAUAAU
Aphidius gifuensis is the source of this 2314-nucleotide messenger RNA. RefSeq names its product transcription factor GAGA-like. NCBI's taxonomy places the organism in Eukaryota, Metazoa, Arthropoda, Insecta, Hymenoptera, Braconidae. Bases 505 to 1914 code for a protein of 469 amino acids. Gene Ontology annotation, molecular function: protein binding. The record is from RefSeq and is a predicted model, not a curated record. Gene Ontology annotation, biological process: regulation of transcription by RNA polymerase II. Gene Ontology annotation, cellular component: nucleus. The transcript has 4 exons.